Messenger RNA from Pecten maximus, 7293 nucleotides. RefSeq lists its product as uncharacterized. The record is from RefSeq and is a predicted model, not a curated record. Gene Ontology annotation, molecular function: calcium ion binding; protein binding. Bases 45 to 6890 code for a protein of 2281 amino acids. The transcript is spliced from 48 exons. NCBI's taxonomy places the organism in Eukaryota, Metazoa, Mollusca, Bivalvia, Pectinida, Pectinidae.
CGGACCGCUGUGAGUCCUGAUCGUGCCCGAUAGCGUCAUUUAAUAUGAUGGAUCGCUACUCUCCUCUCCCGCACGUGCUGCUUUGCCUGUUGUUGUUUUGUACAACAAACGCUUACGAAGGAGAUAUUGGAAAUGGACCAUGGAAGCUGGCAUUAAAAGUCCCGAGGGGAGUCCAGGCUCCCGGAUAUUCCAGCAUAGAAGACCUAUGGAAUUCGGCCAAUACAUUGAACGACAAUGAUAUCGGAGCCAUGACAGACUUUAGUUCCGGCGGCAAGGUCUACAAAGGGUCUAUUACUAACGACUGGGGCACAAAAACAGCUGUCUCGCACGUAAAGCUGUCCGCCUUCAAGGAUGGUAUUGAAAAAGCCUAUGUAGUCUUUGAUGCUUUUGGCAAAACAAAGACUACCUUCAUGGACUGUAACAAAGUUGUCCAUUCCUCGUGGUCUGACCUGAAAGGAAAUUCGUUCAAUUAUUGUAAUAUACCUGGACACAGUAGCAUUGCCCGUACAUUCUUCAUCAAUAGAAGUUACGCUGGUUGUAAUAGCGAUUACGGAUGGUUUAUACUGAAAGACUACGAUCAGACUGGCGGCUGUAGUAACUGGGACACUGCCACUGGAAACCCCAAGGUCAUGUAUUCCGCAGACUCUACAUACAUCAACUGGGCCUAUGGAAACAGACAGACCGGCGAUUCCUUUGCCAUUUUCGUUCUUGAAUGGAAAAUGGUGUUCAAGGGCGUUGAUGGAGUCGAGUCCUCAGCCGGAUCGCUAUUGGAACUGUGGGAUGGUUCUAAUACUGAAAACGCCAAUGACGUCAGCGCCAUCACUGUAACCAAGGCUCCAAGCAAGACUUAUAAAUCUGCUGUGCUUGAGAAAUGGUCUGCACAGCUUGUCGAUCAAGUUCGUUACUCCUACUUCACUGGGGGUACCGAGGUGGCCUACACUGUGUUCAACGGGCGCGGAUCCGACAAAAAGUCAUGGUUUUCAAAUGCCAACAUUAUCUACUCUAAGUACACCGACAUGACAAGCAAGACCAAAGUCGCUUGUUCUAUCGACGGGGACAGUACUCGCAAAUUCUCCAUACAUCACAGAUACGAUGGCUGCCCCAAUGACGAGAUUUGGAUGCAGGUUCUAGACAAACGUGGUGGUGGCGCCCCCUGCUCCUGGGAUCAGAACGUGAGAACACGGCCUUAUUUCCUCUAUAGUGCAGGAACAACGGUCGUCACGGCUCAGUCAGGAGGUAAUUGGAACAGCGCCGGUUUCCCGGCAGCAGAAACCCUGGGCAUCUUCAUCACAGGCUGGACCCCGGUGAUGAAGCUGGCUCACGGUCAGAGUAUUGGAGGGGCCGCUGAUGUACGUGACCUUUGGAAGGGAACCUACACAGUUAACGAAGGGGAUGCUAACGCCAUGUCAAUUGCGGCUGGGACAAAACCCUACAAGUCUUCAAUAGUGGACAACUGGUCUGACUAUUACAUCAGCGCUGUUCGGAUAUCCUUUAUUACCGGAGGAAAAGAAAAAGCUUUCGUCGUAUUUGAUGCUCAUGGUGCUGACAAGAACAGUUGGUUUUCCAAAGCUAGAAUUCUGUAUUCGUCCUGGAAUGAUCUUGGCGUAUCAUCAACCUCCAACUACGAUUCCAUUGAUGGACAUAGCUCGCUUAACCGCCACUUCUAUAUGAACCGAAACUACGGCGGAUGUCCAAAUGAUUUCGGAUGGUUCAUUGUGACAGAAGUAGCAGGUACCGCAUGUAGUUGGGAAACAAAGACCAACACCAAGCCAUAUUUCUUGUACAGCGACGCAACGGAGUCUGAACUAUCUAAUAAUCAAGUUUUAGCUGACGUGUUCACCAUCUCGGUUUCGAUGGACAUGUGUAAUCCCAAUCGUUGUGGUAAUGGCGCCACCUGUAUUGAUCUGGGGGCAACAUACGAGUGCGCAUGCAGCGGAAACUACUUUGGAACCAAUUGCGAGAACUUAAACGGUGGAUUUUCAAACUGGAGUGCCUAUGGAGCAUGUACGAUGACAUGUGGAAGUGGAACUAAGACCAGAACGAGAACAUGUAACAAUCCAGCACCUGUAGGAAGUGGAUCAGCCUGUGUUGGAAGUACCACGGAUACCACUUCCUGUAAUAUUGCGUCAUGCGCAAUUAACGGUGGUUGGUCCUCCUGGGGCGGAUGGGGAUCCUGUUCGAGAACUUGCGGUGGUGGAACUCAAGAGAAAACCAGAUCAUGCACCAACCCUUCGCCACAACAUGGCGGCGCCAAUUGUCCGAAUUCUGGAACAGCCAGUCAAUCCUGCAACACUGCCAGCUGUCCAAUCGAUGGUGGUUGGUCCUCCUGGGGUGGAUGGGGAUCAUGUACCGUAUCAUGCGGUGGUGGAAGUCAACAGAAAACUAGAUCAUGCAAUAAUCCUUCUCCACAACAUGGCGGCGCCAACUGUCCGAAUUCUGCAACAGCCACUCAAUCCUGCAACACCCAUAAUUGUCCGAUCGAUGGUGGUUGGUCCUCGUGGAGCGGCUGGGGAUCCUGUACUGUAUCAUGUGGUGGUGGAUCUCAACAGAAAACUAGAACGUGUAGCAACCCGUCACGGCAGUAUGGAGGUGCUGACUGCGCCAACAAUCCAGCCACUGUAACAGCAAGCCAGACUUGUAACACGCACAAUUGUCCAAUUGACGGCGGAUGGACAUCGUGGGGUAGCUGGACUACAUGUACUGUGACCUGUGGAGGCGGUUCACAAGAGCGAGUUCGUUCAUGUACAAAUCCGACCAAACAGUACGGUGGAGCCGACUGUCCAAAUCUCAGCUCUGGGGCCACUUCCGUACAGGCAUGCGGAACAAUUAACUGUCCAAUUGACGGCGGCUACGGAAGCUGGAUGGCGUGGGCGUCAUGUUCUGUCUCGUGCGGGGGAGGUACCCGUAGUAGAGGCCGUCUCUGUGACAACCCCUACCCUCAGUACAAUGGAGCUCAGUGUGUCGGGCCUGAUACUACCAGUGAGACGUGUAACACACAAGUCUGCAUCAUUGACGGCGGAUGGGGUGGUUGGUCAGCAUACGGAGCCUGUACAAAAACCUGUGGGACGGGUGUCUACUCGCGGUCGAGGGCGUGUGAUAGCCCCCUUCCGGCCAACGGCGGAAAUCCCUGCGGUGGGGCUUCUAGUGAAUUCUCAGACUGUAAUACGAAUGCUUGUCCUGUAGCGGCAGCUGGGGUUUAUCAACAGCUUUGUCCAUCAAGCUGGUUUACAUGUGAAUCAGGAGCUAUGACUUGUAUCAUGUUAAGCAUGAAAUGCGACUGUUCCAAUGAUUGCGACGACGGAAGUGACGAAACGACCGGAUAUGCCGGAUGUGACCCAGAGCUGAUGGCCAUGUGCGAAUCUGGUGCAGAACAUGCACUAACGUCCAUUUCGCUGCUGGUCCUCUGUCUGGUUGCUGCUAUAUAUAAGAACAUAUAUAUGUCAAAACCAACACGGACCGCUGUGAGUCCUGAUCGGGUCCCGAUAGCGUCAUUUAAUAUGAUGGAUCGCUACUCUCCACUCCCGCACGUGCUGAUAUACCUGCUGUUGUUUUGUACAACAAACGCGUACGAAGGAGAUACUGGAAAUGGACCAUGGAAAUUGGCAUUAAAAGUCCCGAGUGGAGUCCAGGCUCCCGGAUAUUCCAGCAUAGAGGACCUAUGGAAUUCGGCCAAUACAUUGAACGACAAUGAUAUCGGAGCCAUGACAGACUUUAGUUCCGGCGGCAAGGUCUACAAAGGAUCUAUUACUAACGACUGGGGCACAAAAACAGCUGUCUCGCAUGUAAAGCUGUCCGCCUUCAAGGAUGGUAUCGAGAAAGCAUAUGUAGUCUUUGAUGCUUUCGGCAAAACAAAGACUACCUUCAUGGACUGUAACAAAGUUGUCCAUUCCUCCUGGUCUGACCUGAAAGGCAACACCUUCAACUAUUGUAAUAUACCUGGACACAGCAGCAUUGCCCGUACAUUCUUCAUCAAUAGAAGUUACGCUGGCUGUAAUAGUGAUUACGGGUGGUUUAUACUGAAAGACUAUGAUCAGACUGGCGGCUGUAGUAACUGGGACACUGCCACUGGAAACCCCAAGGUCAUGUAUUCCGCAGACUCUACAUACAUCAACUGGGCCUAUGGAAACCGACAGACCGGCGAUUCCUUUGCCAUUUUUGUUCUUGAAUGGAAAAUGGUGUUCAAGGGUGUUGACGGAGUCGAGUCCUCAGCCGGAUCGCUGUUGGAACUGUGGGAUGGUUCUAAUACUGAAAACGCCAAUGACGUCAGCGCCAUCACUGUAACCAAGGCUCCAAGCAAGACUUAUAAAUCUGCUCUGGUGGAGAAAUGGUCUGCACAGCUUGUCGAUCAAGUUCGUUACUCCUACUUUACUGGAGGUACCGAGGUGGCCUACACUGUGUUCAACGGGCGCGGAUCCGACAAAAAGUCAUGGUUUUCAAAUGCCAACAUUAUCUACUCUAAGUACACCGACAUAACAAGCAAGACCAAAGUCGCUUGUUCCAUUGACGGGGACAGUACUCGCAAAUUCUCCAUACAUCACAGAUACGAUGGCUGCCCCAAUGACGAGAUUUGGAUGCAGGUUCUAGACAAACGUGGUGGUGGCGCCCCCUGCUCCUGGGAUCAGAACGUGAGAACACGGCCUUAUUUCCUCUAUAGUGCUGGAACAACGGUCGUCACGGCUCAGUCAGGAGGUAAUUGGAACAGCGCCGGUUUCCCAGCAGCAGAAACCUUGGGCAUCUUCAUCACAGGCUGGACCCCGGUGAUGAAGCUGGCUCACGGUCAGAGUAUUGGAGGGGCUGCUGAUGUACGUGACCUUUGGAAGGGAACCUACACAGUUAACGAAGGGGAUGCAAACGCCAUGUCAAUUGCGGCUGGGACAAAACCCUACAAGUCUUCAAUAGUGGACAACUGGUCGGACUACUACAUCAGCGCUGUACGGAUAUCAUUUAUUACCGGAGGAAAAGAGAAAGCUUUCGUCGUCUUUGAUGCUCAUGGUGCUGACAAGAACAGUUGGUUUUCCAAAGCUAGAGUUCUGUACUCGUCCUGGAAUGAUCUUGGUCCGACUUCAACCACAAACUUUGAUGCCAUUGAUGGGCAUCAGCCUCAUGGGCGUAAUUUUUACAUGAACCGUAAUUAUGGCGGAUGUGGAAGUGAUGCUGGAUGGUUCAUCGUGUCGGAGGUAACCAGCUACGGUUGUAGUUGGGAAACGAAGACAAACGUCAAGCCUUAUUACUUGUACAGUGACGCAGCAGGAUAUGAACUGUCUAAUAAUCAAGUAUUGGCGGAGGUUUUUGCCAUCUCGGUUUCGAUGGACAUGUGCAAUCCCAAUCGUUGUGGUAACGGCGCCACCUGUAUUGAUCUCGGGGCAACAUACGAGUGCGCAUGCAGCGGAAACUACUUUGGAACAAACUGCGAAAACUUAAACGGUGGAUUUUCAAACUGGAGUGCCUAUGGAGCAUGUACGAUGACAUGUGGAAGUGGAACUAAGACCAGAACGAGAACAUGUAACAAUCCAUCACCUGUAGGAAGUGGAUCAGCCUGUGUUGGAAGUACCACAGAUACCACUUCCUGUAAUAUUGCGUCAUGCGCAAUUAACGGUGGUUGGUCCUCCUGGGGCGGAUGGGGAUCCUGUUCCAGAACUUGCGGUGGUGGAACUCAAGAGAAAACCAGAUCAUGCACCAACCCUUCGCCACAACAUGGUGGCGCCAAUUGUCCGAAUUCCGGAACAGCCAGUCAAUCCUGCAACACCGCCAGCUGUCCAAUCGAUGGUGGUUGGUCCUCCUGGGGUGGAUGGGGAUCCUGUACCGUAUCAUGCGGUGGUGGAAGUCAACAGAAAACCAGAUCAUGCACCAACCCUUCGCCACAACAUGGCGGCGCCAACUGUCCAAAUUCUGCAACAGCCAGUCAAGCAUGCAACACGCAUAAUUGUCCGAUCGAUGGUGGUUGGUCCUCGUGGAGUGGCUGGGGAUCCUGUACUGUAUCCUGUGGUGGCGGAUCUCAACAGAAAACUAGAUCAUGUACAAACCCGUCACGGCAGUAUGGAGGUGCUGACUGCGCCAACAAUCCAGCCACCGCAACAGCAAGCCAGACUUGUAACACACACAAUUGUCCAAUUGACGGCGGAUGGACAUCGUGGGGUGGCUGGACUACAUGUACUGUGACCUGUGGAGGCGGUUCACAAGAGCGAGUUCGUUCAUGUACAAAUCCAACCAAACAGUACGGCGGAGCCGAUUGUCCAAACCUCAGCACUGGGGCCACUUCCGUCCAGGCAUGUGGCACGAUUAACUGUCCAAUUGACGGCGGCUACGGAAGCUGGAUGGCGUGGGCGUCCUGUUCUGUCUCGUGCGGGGGAGGUACCCGUAGUAGAGGCCGUCUCUGUGACAACCCCUACCCUCAGUACAAUGGAGCUCAGUGUGUCGGGCCUGAUACUACCAGUGAGACGUGUAACACACAAGUGUGUAUCAUUGACGGCGGAUGGGGUGGUUGGUCAGCAUUCGGAGCAUGUACAAAGACCUGUGGGACGGGUGUCUACUCGCGGUCGAGGGCGUGUGAUAGCCCUCUUCCGGCCAACGGCGGAAAUCCCUGCAGUGGAGCUUCUAGUGAAUUCUCCGACUGUAAUACGAAUGCUUGUCCUGUAGCGGCAGCUGGGGUUUAUCAACAACUUUGUCCAUCAAACUGGUUUACAUGUGAAUCAGGAGCUAUGACCUGUAUCAUGUUAAGUAUGAAAUGCGACUGUUCCAAUGAUUGCGACGACGGAAGUGACGAAACGACCGGAUAUGCCGGAUGUGACCCAGAACUGAUGGCCAUGUGCGAAUCUGGUGCAGAACAUACACUGGCGUCCUUUACUCUGAUUGUCCUCUGUCUGGUCGCCGCUAUAUAUAAGAACUUAUAAUCAACAAAUGGAAUCCGGAGCCAUGGUCAAGACCAAACCAGGACCACAUUUGCCAUGAGGAUGAACUGUUUUAAAGUAUUUUUGUGUGUGGAGUAAAAACUGGAACCGUGUUGUUUGAAGAAACUAUACGAUAUAUCUUUUUGUCCUGACAUGAGUGUUAUGUAAAUUUCUUUCUUAAUGUUCCGGAAUUUAACCCUCUACAACAUUGUCCUCCUUAGUUAUUUACAUUCACUGCUCCGGGUAUAUCAUACAUAUUAAAUGUAAAAAAAAAAAAAAAAAUUAAAUAAAAUAAAGGAAAAUUCAUAAAUGUCCCUGUCCAUCUCAGUCGGCUACGUAUAUACGAUCACCUCUCUGAGUGGUUGGCCUACACGUGAAAUAAACUCUUGUGUAAUUCAUAAGAAAA